Molecule: messenger RNA, 1065 nt
Organism: Mya arenaria
Lineage: Eukaryota; Metazoa; Mollusca; Bivalvia; Myida; Myidae
Exons: 1
Coding region: 1-1065 (354 amino acids)
Source: RefSeq, a predicted model, not a curated record
AUGUGUGUACAAGUAUUUGGGAACAGCCCUUCCCCGGCGAUAGCCACAUACGGAUUAAGAAAAUCCGUUGAACACAGCGAUAGUGACGUCACGAAGUUCGUUGCCCAUGACUUCUAUGUGGAUGACGCAUUGACUUCAUUACCGACACCGACAGAGGCAAUCAGUUUGCUGAAACGAACACGAAAUGACCUUCAAGAGCACGGGCUAUACAUUCACAAAAUCGCGUCAAAUAGUGAUGAAGUGAUGCUCGCGUUUCCGUCAGACGAUCUGGCAAAAGGCCUUAUGGGCAUUGACCUACAGAACGAAGCGUUACCUGUGCAGAGAAGUCUAGGGUUACAGUGGGACCUGAAUAAUGACACGUUCGUUUCCACAUUUUCUUCAGAAGGAAAGCCUUUUACACGGAGAGGCGUGUUGUCUAUGAUCAACAGUAUCUUUGACCCAGUUGGAUUUCUCUCACCAGUCACCAUCCAAGGGAGACUAAUCAUGAGAGACCUGACCACAAACGCAAAAGGAUGGGAUGAACCAUUACCUGAUACGCAGUUAGCAAAUUGGAGAUCUUGGGUGGACACCCUUCCCGAUCUUAAGAAGGUUCAUAUACCUCGUACGUAUUCUGAGGAAGGCUUCACACAUGGCACGAGCAGUGUUCACAUAUUCUCCGAUGCAUCAGAACAGGCCAUCGCUGCAGUGGCCUACAUUCUUACCUAUGAGGCAGGCCUCGCGCAGAUCGGUUUCUUAAUGGGAAAGUCUAAAGUUGCACCUAUUUCGGGACACACUAUACCUAGGUUGGAGUUAUGUGCAGCAGUGAUCGCUGUAAAAAUAGCACAAACUGUCGCUGAACACAUGGAAAUGCUUAUUGAGACAUUUACGUUUCAUACGGACAGUCGCGUGGUACUGGGGUAUAUCAAUAACAACACUCGCAGAUUUCAUACUUUCGUUAGCAACCGUGUAGAACGAAUACGGCAUUUCACAAAACCAGCACAAUGGCGAUACAUCUGUACCAGACUGAACCCAGCAGACUGCGCAACACAUGGCGUUACUGCAUCGGAUCUGACGAAAAGCGCCUAG